Penicillium olsonii is the source of this 2682-nucleotide messenger RNA. NCBI's taxonomy places the organism in Eukaryota, Fungi, Ascomycota, Eurotiomycetes, Eurotiales, Aspergillaceae. The record is from the annotation of a GenBank genome assembly.
AUGUCUCAAGCUCAUGGGCUGGCGGACUUCGAAAAAGAGCUGGUAUGCUCGAUCUGUACCGAGCUCUUCUACCAGCCCCUCACCCUCCUCGACUGCCUCCACACCUUCUGUGGCUCCUGCGUGAAAGAAUGGUUCUCCGCACAAGGUUCGCGCUCCUCCGCACCCCGAUUCACCUGCCCCUCCUGUCGCGCCGAGGUACGCGAUACCCGUCCAAAUGCCACCGUGACAACUCUACUGGGCAUGGUCUUGGACGCGCAUCCUGAUCGUGCCCGAUCCACGGACGAGAAAGCGGAAAUCGCCCAACGCUAUACACAUGGGGAAUCUGUAUUUCCGACUGCGUCGGGCGGCGAGAGCGCAGACGAGCGCGACGAUGCUCGGGUCCUGGACGAGGUGCGCGAGUUGAGUCUGCGGGAAAGUCGGGCGCAGGCGAGGCGGGAGACGAGGCGGGGCGCAGGCUCGCGAACCCGCGACGGGCAUACUGAGAGGCAUACGGAAGAUGGCCGGUCAAGACGACGGAGGGAAGAGCGUGCAUUGCGCUCUGAUGAUACGGAGCGGUCAAGGCGAGUCGAGCAUCAAUCGAGCUUGCGAUCGCUGUUGAGUUUGUCCUCGGAUAUGGAGACGAUGGAGGAGGAGAUCUUGCGACAGAUUCUAGAGGAUGGUCUGCUGGAUGAGAUCAACUUGGAUUCAUUGGGACCGAGACAAGAGGAGGAGCUCAGUGAACGCAUUGCGGACGCGUACCGUCGGAGACAUAUGCGGCAAUCGCGAUCUGGGCGACAAGAUCAGAGCCAGAGACAGGAGUCCGAGACUCCUACACGAACGCAUAGAUCGGAUUCCACGCAGAGGAAUGCAGAGUCUACAACAAGCACUCGAGAGCACGGUGAUAGACGGCCGCCAGCCUCGAGACCGCACCUGCUAAAUUCCACACCGACACGACCGAGCAUUUCAAACCACCAAAGACGAAACUCAGAACAGGGUCAUGGGCGCCGGCGCACCUCGCCAGUUCGAACAAACCAGGCGUCGGCCUCAGACGACGCCAUACGGCCCGCCAUCCGCUCUUCGAGUGAUAUGACUGCUGACCGGGCUCGUGUGUCUCAAACUGGGCGGAUAAGAUCAGAAUCAUCAUCAGCCAGAUCGCGACGUGCUACUGAGUCGGGGCAGAAUCCCACUGCCACCUGGACGGCAGGUCGAGAAAGAAGCUCCCACCGACAACCGACUAGCGAAUCGGCCACCAACUCUCCCGUUGUUGCCACCGCACCCUCGACGACAACACAGCGCCAGACUCCAACCGAGCAGAACGUGCCUUCCAUGUCCUCUCCUCUUGUUCCGAACAGGUCAGAUAGGAGAACGAGACCAUCGUCUCGAUCCAAUGGUCCUGCUUCUGUACAAUACAUUGAACCCUCCAUCUCCUGUGACAGGUGCAGAAAGACCGGGAUCCAGUAUGAUCUGCACAAAAGAUGCACAAAAUGCAAGAACGGGAACUUCCAUCUAUGUCUUCGGUGCUAUCGAGAUGGGCGUGGCUGUCACCAGUGGAGCGGGUUCGGGGCAUCUGCCAAAGUCAACUUUCAACGGAUCAUUGCUUCCUCCUCUAGCCGUCCUUUGCAGAUCAAUGAGUCGGGGCAUGUCAUGGUCUGGUUCAAAUAUCAACGUCCACCAGAAUCUUCCACGAGCACAGCAAGCGGCGAACGGCAGAUGGUCAAUGACAAUCCUGCUCGCCGGCUACAGAGUGGUCUUUUCUGUAAUACGUGCCAAUCCCAGACCAACGACUGCUUUUGGGAAUGCAGCAAGUGCAACGAAGGUGAUUGGGGAUUUUGCAAUUCCUGUGUGAACCAAGGACGAUGCUGCACCCACGCCUUGCUACCCAUACGUCGCAUAGCCCACGCUCCACCUCCUGCAUCAUCUGUUCCACACCCGCCAGUUCCUGCCGACCCUCCUCUGCCUACCGAACACGAGAGCUUCAAAAUCCUGUCAUUCUCCACCAACUGCGAUAUCUGCACAUACCCAAUUCCGGCCUCCAACACUCGCUACCACUGCCUGGAAUGCAACGGUGGAGACUACGACGUCUGCAAAAACUGCUACCUAAAACUAGUCGCAACGAGCAAAAUCAGCAGAGAAAACGGCCACCAAGGCUGGCGACGCUGUCUCGCCGGCCACCGAAUGAUCACAGUCGGUUUUGAAGACCACGAAGAAGGCCAACGCCGCGCCAUCGUCAGUGAUCUCGUCGGUGGCCGCGCCCUGAAAGACGAACACGUCGCACAGUCGCAGCCUCAAUCCCCCACCCCAGAUGUAAGCGGUCCAGUUGUAUCUCCCAAAUUCGGCACCGGCGACUGGAGCUGGAAGGAGGGUCCUGGACCCGAACGACGAAAAAAGGCAUCCCGCGUCCGCGGCCUCGCCCUCGGUAUAGGCCACGGCUCUGGUUCCGACAUUUCGACUCCCGCGAGCCCAGUCCAAGGCAUCCCGCCAUUCCGCAGAUUCCCACCGAAUGGCGGUGUUGGCCUCAUUGUUGAGGCUAUUUGGCCUUGGUAUCCUGAAGACGACGUCGUUGAUGAAUUGUCUUUCCCGCGUGGUGCUGAUAUCACCGAGGCGGAGAAUAUCAAUGGCGAUUGGUACUGGGGCUGCUAUGCUGGGAAGACGGGGCUGUUUCCUGGUGCGCAUAUUAGGGUCGUGAGGGAGGUCUACAAGUGA